GAAAAAAAAGAGCAGGGGGAGAAAGAAAGAAAGAAAGAAAGAAAGAAAGGUCUACACAGGAAAAAAGGUGGUCCCACUCCGAAAACACCGUUUCCAAGCAGGCAGUCUGAACUUAAACCUUUACAGUGUACAGUAUCGCUUCUUCUGUGAAAAUAUACAAAUACACUAACAAGCGUUAUUUUUGGACUCGGCAUGUUCAUGUUAGCAAACACUAGGGGAAUACCAUCUUUCUAGUCGGAUUAAAGUUUGAGAAAUCUGCGGUAAAAUGGAGAGAAGAGCUGAAAGUGGGGUGAAGAAGCUGGCGCUGGGAAUCUCGCCUUAUUAUUUACUGUAACAAAAUCCCUCUUAAGAUUGACAGGACAGUUUCACAUUGCCUGAAUUUAGGAAGAUUCUGAGGUGCCAAUUGGAGAUAUCACUUAGAGAGGGACUGGAAGAUUCCCUUUGUGGCAUUUGCUGGUGUUGCACUGCACCUUGCACUGAUUGGAUGUUACCUGGGAGAUGAGGAUGUGCUACUGGCACCAGGAAGGAAGGAUUUUGAUGUGAUGGGGUGCAGGACGAGCAAAGUCCUUCCAGAGCCACCCACUGAUGUCCAACUAGACCUGGUCAAAAAGGUUGAGCCUCAUCAGACUGAUGUCUAUAAAAACUUCAUCAAAAGUGAAGGUGGCGGGGAGAAAACAGGCUCGCCAUCCCCUCAGGUUCAAAGCCAGGCUGCUGCAAAGGUGAGUCAGUCCCCACCACCAGUUAACAACCAGCCAGAACCCGCUGACCCACACAGGAAAAAAGUUGCCAAAUACAGGGCCAAGUUUGACCCUCGUGUGACAGCUAAGUAUGAUAUUAAAGCUUUGAUAGGUCGGGGCAGCUUCAGUCGGGUGGUAAGAGUGGAGCACAGGAGCACGCGGCAGCCGUAUGCCAUCAAGAUGAUCGAGACACGUUACCGUGAGGGCAGAGAAGUAUGUGAAUCUGAACUUUGCGUUCUGCGACGUGUGCGCCACACCAACAUCAUUCAACUGAUGGAGGUGUUUGAGACGGCAGAGCGGGUCUACAUGGUAAUGGAGUUGGCCACCGGCGGAGAAUUGUUUGAUCGCAUCAUCGCUCGUGGGUCUUUCACAGAAAGGGAUGCCACACGGGUGUUGCAAAUGGUUCUUGAUGGGGUGAAGUACCUCCACACAUUGGGCAUCACGCACAGGGACCUGAAACCUGAAAACUUGCUUUACUAUCAUCCGGGUGCUGAUUCCAAGAUUAUGAUCACAGACUUUGGCUUGGCCAGCACGAGGAAGAAAGGCGAUGAAUGCCUGAUGAAGACUACCUGUGGAACACCAGAGUACAUUGCACCUGAGAUUCUCGUACGGAAGCCAUACACUAAUGCAGUAGACAUGUGGGCACUGGGAGUCAUCUCAUAUAUAUUGCUCAGUGGUACCAUGCCUUUUGAGGAUGACAAUCGCAUGCGCCUCUACCGACAGAUCCUCAAAGGGAAGUACAGCUUCUCGGGGGAGCCAUGGCCAAGUGUGUCCAACCUUGCUAAGGACUUCGUCGACCGUGUCCUCACGGUGGAUCCUAGUGAACGUCUGACUGCGGGUCAGGCACUUAAACACCCUUGGAUCGUCAGCAUGGCUGCUUCCUCCUCCAUGAAGAACUUGCAGCGUUCCAUUUCCCAGAACCUCCUGAAGAGAGCGUCAUCACGCUGCCACAGCACCAAAUCAGCUCAGUCCACUCGCUCCAGUCGCUCCACAAAGUCCAGCAAGGCACGGCGUGUUCGCGAGAAAGAGCUGAGAGAACUCAACCGCCGUUACCAGCAACAGUGUAAUGGUUAAGGGCAAUGUACAAGUCACACAAUGAGAAACCAGACUACAUGUGCCCUACUAGUCUUGGAGAACAUUGGAGAGAGCAUGACAACAUUGUGCCUCGACUCAGAUGUCAACUUCCUGCACCAUCAACAGAGCCAAUUAGCAGAAAACCUCCUUCUAAAAUUUCGUCCGUUUUCUAUUUUUCUGCUGUUUCUUUCUCUUGUAUUACCUUUUAUGUGAGUUUUUUUAUUUAUUUAUUGUUGGUUGUAUUUUCGUUAUGUUGUCUUUGAAAUUGUCUCAUUGCCUUCUACCUGAUUGUAUCUGUUGAACAGAAUUUUACAAAAGUUGCUGGAAGGACUAAGAAUAUUUGUUGGCUGUUCUAGACAGCCAUGUAGGCUGUCUAGAAUAAUAAUAUUGCUGUGAAUUAUUUGUUACGGUAUACCCACACAGUUGAUUGCUCUUCUGAGAGUGGAAAUGUGCUGUUUAUUCAUUAUUGGCACCACAUCAAAUGGCCUAGUGAUAAUUAAAUGUGUCUUACCAUUAUGUUUGCACACAAGGAGAAUUAUACUGUUGGUUAUUGCUUUGGUGUAACCACACAGACCACAUUUAUUAUGAUACACAUUCAGAAUGGCAAUCUGGACAUCAGGGCUAUGAACCUGGAUGGCUAAAUCAAGAAUAUCAGAGAGCUUAAAGCACUACUUUGUCCAAUAAGUCUAGUGUUUAACUAACUAGGGGCUUCAACUGUUCUAUCUAGUCUCCCCUGGUAGACCCCGAUCGGUUGUUAAUAUCUGUCAGAAAGUAUGCAAAAAGAGUAGUGAAAUAGGGAUAGUUCACCCAAAAAUGAAACAUUGUUAUUAUUCACUCAGCCUCAUGUUGUUCCAAACCCACAUGACUUUCAUUCUUCUGUGGAACACAAAAGUUAGACAAAAUGUUAGCCUAAGUCACCAUUCACUUUCAUUUGCGUCUUUUCUUUUAAUAUUUUUUUGGUGAAUGGUAUCUGAGGCUAUCAUUCUGCUCAAUAUAUUUUGUGUUUCAUUGAAGAAAAAAGGUGUAUGUGAUGACCGGUUGAUGAUAUACACAAAGGUCAUGACAUACAUUCUAGUAAUUAAUCAUACUAACUGAUAUUGAUAACUUUUCAAGAGUGGGGUGGCUCAGUGGAUGAGAUUUGGAAGCCCUUUCUUUAAAUCCUACUUUGGUUACUUUCUCUGUCCCCAGCUGUUGUUCCUUGAGCAAGGCACUGAACCACCGUGAAGGCCUUUUGGCAGCCUUUUCACUCUUGGUCCCCUUUGUCAGAAAAGAGCAGAGAUAUGCCAAAGAAAUUCACACGAGGAACAUUUGUUGAGAUCGGACGAAUGAUUCCUCAUAAAAAAAAAAAAUUAAAAAAAAAAAAAACUGUUAAAACUGUGAUGAUAUGAAGCCUUCUCAAAAUAUAUGUUCUUAAAUCUGUUCUUUAUGUCAUUUUAUAAAAUCAUAUAUAAAAAAAUGAAAGGGAAAAUCAGUGUGUGUUUGUGUUGUGUCCUGUUUCACAGUAAGCCUUGAAUUUGUUGUUGAAACCAGUUUUAAAGAUAUUCUGGGAAAAGAAAUGGCAAUAUCACAUUGGUUUUGGAUACUUUAUUUCAAUAACAGUAUUUGACAAAAUAAUUUUUUUUUUUGGUUUCUUCCACAUUCUUCUAAGCUUGUCUAAUAUUCUCAAACAAACUUUAGAAAAUUAUUAUUGUCUUAUUUUGGUUAGAUUUAUGAGUUAAAUUCAACAAAACUUGUGAAAUAUUACUAGAUAUUUUCUUGGUUCAAUACAAGUUAAGCUCAAUUGACAGCAUUUAUUGCAUAAUGUUGAUUACCACAAAAAAUUAUUUUGACUAUCCCUGUUUUUGUUUAAAAAAAAGAAGCAAAAAUCGAGGUUACAGUGAGGCACUCACAAUAGAAGUGAAUGGGGCAAUUUGUUGAGGGUUUAAAGUCAGAAUUUUGAAUCUAAUUUAUAAAAUCACUUACAUUAAUUCUGUUAAAACUCUAUAAAACUCUGUAUUAUUUGAGCUGUAAAGUUGUCUAAACUGUCUUUUUCACUGUAAUUUUUUGUUUAGGGCAUUAGGUUGUCAUGGCAAUGAAGUUGUAAAAUUGGAAAUAACUUUACACAGAAAAGGUUAGUAAGCGAUUUUGUACUUUUGAAACUGAGUGUUUUAAUGUUUACCAAUUGGCCCCAUUCACUUCCAUUGUAAGUGCCUCACUGUAACCCAGAUUUUUGCUUUAUUUAUUUUUUAAGAAAAGGAAGGUCAAAUUUAAGUCAAAAUUAUUUUUUGUGGUACACAAAUGCCGUCGAUUGAGCUUAACUUGCAUUGAACCCAGAAUAUUCUUUUAACAUGUCAUUUAAUGUUGCUUGAGCGGUCAUUUGUGAGUGGUAAAUCAGCCAUACAGUACUUUUUUAUUUUAAUUCAAAAUAAUCCACUAAAAAGCUUUUAUAAAUCUCAAAAAUAACAUAAAAAAAUGACUUCAUUCCAUAAUUAUUUGUUUUUGGGAAGACCACUGUUUGUAUUUCUAUAUACCCCAAAUAAUUUAUCUCAAGAAAAGAGCUAUUUAAUAUUGCUUGUUUCAAUUUAUCUGAUUUUCUAGUAAGUCAGAUUGAGACUUGUAAUGCUCAAACAAGUGCAUAUAUAUAUAUAUAUAUAUAUAUAUAUAUUAUUGUGUCACCAACAUGCAUGUAAGAAUUGUGUCUCUGUAGCUACAGUUGAACUAAUACUGCAACUGUUUUCCAUUGUUGAGUUCAAUCUAACACUGUCUCUUGAAAGGAAAUGUUUUGUUUCUGUUUUUUUCCUUUUUUAUCCAUUUUUUUUAAUGAAGAGUAAUGAAAGUGUUCAUUAACAUUUUUCAGAAUAGUGAAAUCAAUAAUAUUUUGUAAAAUGUUGCAAUUAAAGAAUCUAAAAACAAAUUUCUUGCCAUGCCCACUUCAAUUAACUUGCUAAUCUCAUUGUUGUGAAAAGGUUUCUGUACAAUUCAGAAUGUGAAAGUUUAUGUAUUCUUAAAACUCAGCCAAAGGUUUGUAUGUCAGACC
Myxocyprinus asiaticus (Chinese sucker) is the source of this 4827-nucleotide messenger RNA. Its product is annotated as serine/threonine-protein kinase H1 homolog. The coding region runs from base 543 to 1811 and encodes 422 amino acids. NCBI's taxonomy places the organism in Eukaryota, Metazoa, Chordata, Actinopteri, Cypriniformes, Catostomidae. The transcript has 3 exons. The record is from RefSeq and is a predicted model, not a curated record. Gene Ontology annotation, biological process: protein phosphorylation. Gene Ontology annotation, molecular function: protein kinase activity; ATP binding.